Macrosiphum euphorbiae (potato aphid) is the source of this 549-nucleotide messenger RNA. The record is from the annotation of a GenBank genome assembly. NCBI's taxonomy places the organism in Eukaryota, Metazoa, Arthropoda, Insecta, Hemiptera, Aphididae.
AUGGACAACGAGGAAGUAUUUGCUCUCCCAGAUCAUUUGGUUGACCAUGACUACUUCCUGCCAGUUGUAUAUGAAGAUGAUCAUAUACUGCGUGAAGAAGAAGUAGAGGAAUUGGUAGAAGAAGAAGAAGUAGAAGAAUUGGACGAAGAAGAGGAAGAGGAACCAAUGGUCAGAGUGUCGGAAACAUACAGAUUGAUUCCUAGGGUUCAUAACCGAUCGAGGAUAUAUGUUGACAACUUGGGAUUCAAGUAUUACAAACUAGAAACUAAAGGACAACGCGUGUAUUUAGUAUGCGAACGGCAGAAGCAACGGAACCAGUACUGCCCUUCCACUGCAACUGUUAGUGCAAAUUUGAACGACAACAGAAUUCGUCUAGGGUUCUACCACGACCAUCCGCCCAGAGUGAUCGACCUGAAUGUGCCGUUUUUGAGGGAAACCAUAGGUGAAAGAGGAAUUGAUCCAGCAGUUACAACAUUAUUUAUGAGAACUUUGUACAACAACGAAAUUAUCAACCAUCCAGAAGCAGCUCCUAACUACACAUUUAUUUAG